AUGCAGGAUUGGUGUUUUGCUGAUGAGAUCUCUGAGCAGUUACACCUGACUCCUACGAUCAAGGUCUCACUGCCAGAUUGUUCCGUCUUCUCAGUGACGACCUGUCUGCUCCAGAGACCCACCAGCCAAGUCAAGCGCAUCCUCGCCCAUCUCCUUCCUGUGGUCAGCCCCACCCUGGACCCGCUGCAGUGCGCCUACAGGCCCAACAUCGGAGUAGAGGAUGCUUGA
Messenger RNA from Knipowitschia caucasica, 228 nucleotides. The record is from the annotation of a GenBank genome assembly. Lineage: Eukaryota; Metazoa; Chordata; Actinopteri; Gobiiformes; Gobiidae.